CUGGGCCGGAUAAAGCCCACAUAUUCUGGGGCCCGGAUGAUUAUCCGGCGCCCCCGGAUAAAACCCGCCCGCAAAAAUACAGACGUAUGGCUUAGCCAUGGCUGGUAUAUCUGGUAUAUCGCGCCAGAGAGCGUGGUUUGACUGGCGGAGGUCGCGGACGACCAAGUUAACCUGCUCCAGGCCAGUUCGAAGCUGCCGUAAAUUGCAUGGCUUUCGGUGUAUUGUAUAACUGGAUUCCGGGACACGGAGCGGGCAGCUCUAGAGGCGGGAGGCCCGCGUCGGGGGCCCCAUCCGGGCGCCAUCGCGGGCCCCAUCGGCCGAACAGGCGUUCUUGCGCGCAACGGGGCAAUGGGCCAAUUGAGCAGCAACAGCAGCAGCAGCUCGGAUGUCGGCAGCCCAACUGACGCCUCGGAUGAGGAGGGCGCCGGUGGCGUGGAUGACGAGGAGCCAGGAAGGCAAGUGGCGCAGCAGCAGCAGCAGCAGCAGCAGCAGCAGCAGCAGCAGCAGCAGCAGCAGCAGCAGCAGCAGCAGCAGCAGCAGCAGCAGCAGCAGCAGCAGCAGCAGCAGCAGCAGCAGCAGCAGCAGCAGCUCCUGGCUGUGGCCGCUGUGGCAGGCGGCGGGCUGCCGCCGCUGCCGGUGCCGCCUGGUGACGAGGCGGCUGCACUGGCGGAGCCUGGGGACGGGGCACCUGCUGGCGGUGCAGCGUAUGCCCCUGCACUUGCAAGCGGCUGCCGCGCCACUGCCGCCACGGGACGACAGCACGGGGCGGCAGCAGCGGACGCCCCCGGGCCCCCUGUCACUGAUGUACAUCACCAUCGACAAGAUCUCCAAGACCAACGAGAGGCAUUACAGCAGCAUCGGGGUGCCGAAGGUGGGAUGCCUGGCGGCGUCACUGCCUCGGGGCUCCGGCGCAUCAUGAUCUUCCUGGUGGCGCUGGGCCUCAGCUCGUCAAGUGUCUUCUUCGGCCUUGGCGGGGCGAUGGGCAGGGCGCUUAUCUUCGCCAAGGGUGCGGUAGGCGUGGGCACGGCGUGGGCUGUGGAGUUGUCGCACGCCACGGCUUUUAACGAUGCAGAAGAAGGGCUCGUGCCGCCAGCGGACAUCAGCGACAUCUCGAGCUUGGUGGAAGACACCGUGCAGGCCAGACGGAGGGUUCUUAGGGCUCACGUGCAGGAUUUCGGCGUGUAUGUACAGCUUGCACAGCGGGUGGCGGACAGGACCGGCAUCCUCAACUUGCAGCACAACAUGGAGCUUGCAGAGGGCGCCAGCUGGGAGCGGGUGCUGCCGCAGCGGGCGCGCACCGAGUUCAUGUACAGCUUCUUUGAGGGCAUAAACGCAGCUGCGGUGGCCAACGCGGGGAGGAUUCUGGGGGCGAACGGGGUGUUCAAGGCGCUGGUGCUGAUGUGCCAGUCAGGUUACUGGAGCAAGCUGGGGCCUGGGCUGCACCCCGAGGAAAUCGUCGAGAGCGUGCUGGAGUUCGGCCCGAUGGUUCUGGUGCACCGCUUCAGCGUCAAGCAAGAGGGGAGCACGGCUGCCUACCAGGCGUGGGUCUUCGCCAAAUUCUAUGGCGAGCCUGGUGCCAAGCCAGAGUCGGCGGAGCGGCUCCCGGAGUCAGACCUGGGCUUCCUCGCGCCGCUGAUGGAGCUCUCGGCCAAGACGGCGGCGGCGGAGGGCCUAGGCGGUGCGCUGGCGGAGGGCUCAGGCGGCGCGCCGGCGGAGGGCUCAGGCGGCGCGCUGGCGGAGGGCUCAGGCGGCGCGCCGGCGGAGGUGCUGCCCGAGGAGGCGGCGCCACUGCCGGCAGCGGGCGCCGUGGCUGUGCCGCCCAACGCCCAGCGUUUGGGCAUUGCGGCGGCGGCGGCGGAGGGCUCAGGCGGCGCGCCGGCGGAGGUGCUGCCCGAGGAGGCGGCGCCACUGCCGGCAGCGGGCGCCGUGGAUGUGCUGGAGGCCUCCGAGUCGACAUGGCAGCAGCUUGGCUUCUCCGUCAAGGCCGUCACCAGGUAUACGGAGGCGGAAGCCUGCGGCAUGGAGCGGGCUGCUUUGGCGGAGGCAGGGAACAAGGGCGCCCGAACGGCUGCUGGUCUAGUCAAGUUCGGGGAGGGAGGGUUCGGCACGGUGACCGCAGGGGUGGUAAACGGCACCUGGGUCGCCAUCAAGCGCUACAAGCACCGUCACCAGGCCCCGUCUGACGCAGUCUUCAAGUAUGGGUGCGCCUCACUCCACUCGGCUGGGCUCGUGCACCGUGACCUCAAGCCGGAGAACAUUAUGGUGUACAGCAGCGGCGGAGAGGGUGGUGACUUGCUGCUGGGCGCCCUGGCCGAUUUCGACUUGAUGGUCGCAGCUGGUACCGCUCACAGCCAGGCCGGCACUAAGACGUUCCGGCCUCCGGAGGGCGAUGGCAUCAAGCCCCUCGCGGCCCAGGCCACCCCGUCGCCGGUGUUGCCCAGCCGGGGCGCCCGGGCAUGGCGCGGCCCCUUGCAUGUGCAGGGCUUUGACGUAUUCAGCGUCGGGGCGUGCCUGCCGUACUGCCUCUUCGGCGGCGUGGACAGGGGCAUGGAGCACAAGCAGCUGGACAUGGCUGUCCGGGACGUGCAGAUGUCUAGCAGCAGCGUGAGCGGGAAAUUGCGGAUGAUCGGGCUGGUUAGGCAGCUGCUGUCGGAGAAGUGGGAGCGGAGCGAGGGCUGGAAGCCAGCGGCACCAAUCGUCGAGGCGAUGCUGCAGUUGGCACGUGACGCCAUGUGCCCGGAAGUGGCGUUGCGGCUGCUCGCGGCAGGUUCCGGAGGUGGUGCCCAGAUGCGGCAUUUUACUAAGCGGCUACGAGAGCUCUUGGAGAUGGCGAAGGAAGGCCGUUAGCAGGGCCCUAGGUUGCGGCGCGUGUUUGCAUUCUGUGACUUCACGCGUGGGCGUGUGGAUGUGUGGGCUUCGUAGCAAUAGCCGUAGUGGAUUGGGGCUCCUGCGUAUGCUGCUGCCUACUUGGUUGAAAAGGGAAGACGUUUGACUGCGUGAUGCUGCGAUAGAUAGGGCUGCGGGUUGAGGUGUGCGUGUGUUGGGCUUUUAUCCGGAUUCGUACCCGGGUCCCUUCUGCCGUAAGGACGAGUCAAAUCGCUAACUGAG
This is a messenger RNA of Chlamydomonas reinhardtii, 3108 nucleotides long. RefSeq lists its product as uncharacterized. NCBI's taxonomy places the organism in Eukaryota, Viridiplantae, Chlorophyta, Chlorophyceae, Chlamydomonadales, Chlamydomonadaceae. The transcript is spliced from 11 exons. Gene Ontology annotation, biological process: protein phosphorylation; cilium assembly; centriole elongation. Gene Ontology annotation, cellular component: centriole; nucleus; centrosome. Gene Ontology annotation, molecular function: tubulin binding; protein kinase activity; ATP binding. The coding region runs from base 349 to 2847 and encodes 832 amino acids. The record is from RefSeq and is a predicted model, not a curated record.